Rhipicephalus sanguineus (brown dog tick) is the source of this 647-nucleotide messenger RNA. It is a transcript of the gene Polr3I, whose product is annotated as DNA-directed RNA polymerase III subunit RPC9. The record is from RefSeq and is a predicted model, not a curated record. NCBI's taxonomy places the organism in Eukaryota, Metazoa, Arthropoda, Arachnida, Ixodida, Ixodidae. Gene Ontology annotation, cellular component: RNA polymerase III complex. Gene Ontology annotation, biological process: transcription initiation at RNA polymerase III promoter. Bases 42 to 491 code for a protein of 149 amino acids. Gene Ontology annotation, molecular function: nucleotide binding. The transcript has a single exon.
GGCCCAACAGGCCCGCCGGAUCGGUGUUUGCGCGGAGCACGAUGAAGAUUAUCAAGGAGAACUCGGCGUUCCUCAGCAACUACGAAGUGCUCACGCUGCUCAAGGGACUGCAGAGUGACAAGAAAGGCGGCAAGGCUACGGGGCCUCGUACGGUGCCCAACCUCGCCACGGUCUCGUACGAGACGGUGACCUACCUCGAAGGGACCGCUUGCAUACGUCAGACGCCCGAGCACAUCGAGGAUUUCCUGCGACAGAUAUCCGAGCUCCCGAUCAAGCUGACCAAGAUCGAGAAGUUGCACCUGGUCAACCACAGGCCUACCUCACCCGUCGAGAUUCAACUGCUCAUCGAAGAGAGCGAGGAGCGACUCUCCGACGAAGACAUAGUCACAAUCCUCGAGCUCGUCGAACGCACGCUGCCACCUCGCGAGGACGAAGAACAAGCGGAGGAAGAAGGAGCCGAGGCAGGCGACGAGGAAUCGAUGCAGGAAUGAGCACGAGUCUGUGAGUCCGCGGCGAUUAGGUGAACAGGAAUUACUGAGGUGGCGUGUUGGUACCGAGGUGUGCUCGUAGGUGUUCAUUCAUCUUCAAAUGUGCGCUUAGUUUAUACGGACAAAGUAGAGAACGAAUAAAAUGCAGGACACGCGAAG